This is a messenger RNA of Colossoma macropomum (tambaqui), 5090 nucleotides long. It is a transcript of the gene dennd3a, whose product is annotated as DENN/MADD domain containing 3a. Gene Ontology annotation, cellular component: cytoplasmic vesicle. The record is from RefSeq and is a predicted model, not a curated record. The transcript is spliced from 25 exons. Lineage: Eukaryota; Metazoa; Chordata; Actinopteri; Characiformes; Serrasalmidae. Gene Ontology annotation, molecular function: protein binding. Gene Ontology annotation, biological process: regulation of Rab protein signal transduction. The coding region runs from base 361 to 4260 and encodes 1299 amino acids.
CGCUGGAGGUGCUUUUUUUCCCACCGCGGUGCUCGACCGCGUUGUGCCCGCGCUCAGGCUCGCUUUGACGGCAGCGGGCGGACGAGGAUCAGCCCGGGUACUCUUCUCCAGUGGAGCGUUUACUGAAAUCUGUCUGGUUUGAGUCACUUUUCAGAAGUUUCUGACUGAAAGCUGAUGGAAAUCCAGCUGCGCUCAGGGCAGCAGGAGGUUGAUGACCCAGCCUGUUUAGUAUCGUCGUGUCACACUGGAUUGUCAUGAUCAGGAGGAAAGCAGUCCUGGAGUUUCUGAAGACCAGCUUUAGCUAAAUCUAACGGGGCACGUGUGAGGGGCCUGGUUGACAGGUUGGCUGUGCUGCUUCUGAUGGCGGUCAAUAACCCGUCGGGGCUGCUGGAGGCUUGUGUGGUUGUCGGAGCAUCCAGAGAGAGUCUCAAGGAGUUAUGCCAGGCUCAGCUGCAGGGUAAAGAGAUAAAACACUGCUCUUUAGAGGCUGAGGUGUUGCAGGUUCACGCCCCACCAUUUGUGAGUAAGGAAAGUGAUACUGAUGGUCCUGGCCACGCCCCAGCCUUCAGCAGAGUCCAAAGGAGACGCUCCUUCUUGAAGAAAAAGAGGGAGAGACCUGCUGUGUCCUCUAACAAUGGAACCAAGACCAGUGAUUCCACCAUCAGCAAGGCAGAUGAUCUCAGUGUACCGAAAGACAUCGACCUCAAUGCUCUGCCCCAGCUGUGUUUCCCAGAUGGGUUGAUUGUAGCCACUGAGAAUCAGGAAGACUCUUAUCACUUCCUGGUUUUCACGGAUGUCUUUGGGAACCAGACACAUGGAGUGGUGGUUCAGUUUUACAGAUCCUUACAGUUUUCCCUGGAUGGUGUAACAUACCAAAACGGCCACCGUUCGUCCAAACCUCCACGGCUUUACACAGCCUAUGGCAUCUGCAUCAUCUCUAAAUACCCAUACUACAACGCUCUGAGAGACUGCCUGUCCUCAUUCCUAGUUCAGCUGAAGCCUUGCAGGAUGGAUGACUUUGAGGAAAAAGUAAAGGAGUUCUCUGCCAAACUGGCACUGGUGCCCAUCCCACCACCUGGACAGCUGCAAGUGGUAUUCAGCCUUAAACCCCUGCAGAUUGUGCUGCCACCAAGAGAAGACAUGGACCGUCCUGCUGUGGACCUGGACCUCCAUCUGCCUUUCCUGUGCUUUAGACCUGAGCAGAUCUUACAGGUGAUCUGCAGCAUCCUGACAGAGCAGAGGGUGGUGUUCCUCUCCACAGACUGGGCCAGGCUCACACUGGUGGCUGAAUGCUUCAUGUUCUUCAUCCAUCCACUGUGCUGGCAGCACCCCUUUGUGCCCAUCCUCUCCCGCCAGAUGCUGGACUUCCUAAUGGCUCCCACUGCGUAUCUAAUGGGUUGCCAUGCCCACCACUUCGAGGAAGUGGCUGCGGAAACAGAGGAUCUGGUCCAGAUAGACAUCGACAGUGGAACGGUCUCAGCUUCAUGUGGCAUGGACCUUCUAGACAUGCCAGUGAUUGCCACUGAGUGUUUUAAAGGACGGGUAGAGGGCCUGCAGCUGAACUAUGACCUGGAGGUGUGCCGGCGCGGCAGCAGCACGGACAUGAGCGAGCUGCGGGCACAUAGGAGGCAGUGGCAGCGCAAACUCAACUCCGAAAUACUCAGCGUCACCCUUGAGCUCAUCGUCAACAUCUUCAGAGACGUGCAUGACCACUUGAACUAUGAGCACCGGGUUUUCAACAGUGAGGGGUUCCUCAAGUCCCAAGAGACAGCAGAUCAGGCGUUUUAUAAGAAGGUUUUAGAGACACACAUAUUCCAUUCUUUCCUGAGGGAUCGCUUGAGUAGGAAGAUGGAUGCCUUCACACGUAUGGAGAUAAAUACUCGGUCAGAAGCUUACAGACUGAGGACCGUGUCCGACUCUCCCCGGAGGCCCACCAUGCAGGAGACAACACGCAAGUACAUGGGCCCGGAGAACAGACUGAAUAAGAGACUGGGCAUGAGUCUCCCAAACCUAGCGGAGGACCACUCUCUGACCGCACCUAUCCGUCAGCUGUCCUUAAUGAAGAACUCUCCACUGAUUGACAAGGGAGCCACGCUCAGUCCAGGUCUUAAACUUCCCUCAAAGCCAGUCAAAACAUUCAAACUUCCAGAAUUCCCUCCUCCUUUGGCCUUUCACUACGUUCAGAAGUACUACUGCGACCUCAUUAACCUGCUGAGUGAGUUCAUCGCCACGGCGAACCCGCAGGACUCCUCCCUGCUGGCCCGCUACUACUACCUUCGCGGCCUGGUGAGCUACGUGGCUGGAAAACGGCUGGACGCCCUGGUGGACUUCCAGAACCUCAACAGAACAGACACGGACAUCUUCCCGAUGGAAUUGGUGAGGGCAGUUGUGGAUUCCCUACAGGACAGUGAGCGGUCAGUGGUUGACCGCCGGCCAGACCUGAAGCGAUUGGUCAGCCGGAUGAAGAAGAGCAGUGAGCAAGCGCGAUUGGAGGACGGCGGCUCGGUGAAGAAGUUCGAGCUGCCGCGGACACACAUGCUCCAGGAGGACUUUGUCCGGCGAGUUCAGGAGUCGGGCAUCGUAAAGGAUCAUGGCACCAUCUCUCGUCUGUUUGAUGCUCUGACCGUGGGUGUGGAGACUGCGGGGAAGCUCUCAGCCCAGUCUGUUUUUUACCUUGAUUCCUCUCCAGAUGGUCAGCAGAAGCAGGUGGACCCUGAGGUCUUCCGUGACUUCUACACCAUCUGGAAGGAGACGGAGGCUGAAGCCCAGGACGUGGAUUUGCCUGCCUCUGUUCUGGAGCGUCUGGAUCCAAACGAGCGCGUGUACAAACUCUCUGCAUCCGUGAAGACCAGCCACGGGGUCGGCAAGAUCGCCAUGACCGAGCGCCGACUCUUCCUGCUCACUGAGGGACGUCCAGGUUAUGUAGAGGUCGCCAGGUUCAGAGACCUUGAGGAAGUGAAGAUUUCCUCCGCUCCUUUCCUUCUCCUGAGAAUCCCCUCCCUAAAGAUCAAGACCUGCCGAAAGAGAGAGACGUUCGAGGCUAAUCUGAAAUACGAGUGUGACCUGUGGCACCUGAUGAUCAAGGAGAUGUGGGCAGGGAGGAAAAUGGCAGACGAACACAAGGACCCUCAGUAUGUAGAGCAGGCUUUGACGAACGCUCUGUUGAUGGACGCUGUGGUCGGCUGUCUUCAGUCUCAGAAAGCUAUUUUUGCUGCUUCUAAACUUGCCUACUUCGACAGGAUGAAACGAGAAGUGCCGAUGAUGGUCCCCAAAACUACAUCAGAGACCCUGAAGCAUAAAAUCAACCCCUGUCUGAACCUGCCCUCUCCUCAAGCUGUGGACAUUCUGCUCUAUACUCCAGGAGAGCUGGGUGCAGCGGGCUCAGAGGGCAGUGGGUACCCAAAGCUGUGGUGCGCUUUGAGUGGAGGGAAGGUGGUGGUGUUCGAUGCUGCCAGCUGGUCCAUGCAGCAGAACUGCAUUCAAGUGGGGACCUCCCGCCUGAAUUGCAUGCUGGGAGUGGACCAGCAACAGCUGUGGAUUGGCUCUGAGGACUCGGUCAUUUACAUAAUCAACCCGCACAGCAUGGCCUGCAAUAAACAGCUGACGGAGCACCGUGCUGAGGUCACCGGCCUCGCCCUGGAAGACCGGCCUGAUAAAUACAGCCCGCUGGUGGCGUACUCGUGCAGCACGGAGGGCACGGUGAUCAUGUGGGAGGUGGCCACGCUGCAGGUGAGGCGCCACUUCAGACUGUCCUGUGACGGACUGCGGUCUCUUCAGAUCUUUGGUGGAAGGUUAUGGUGCUGUGCUCUGGACUGUGUGAUGGAAGUGCGGCGAAAUGGCACCCUGCACCGUAAAGUGGCCCUUCCCGAUCACCUCCGGGGUCCUCCCAGCUUUUACAGCGGCUUUGUGGUCUUUUAUGAGAGGGAGCAGCUGUGGACCGGCUGCACAAACGCAGGUGAGCUGUGUGUGUGGCACCUCAGUGACCCAAAGAGACCCUUCCAGAGGAUCCAGCUGCCUGACUGCGCCGGCGUUAUCUGCAUGAUCAAAGUUAAGAACAAGAUCUGGGUGGGUUGCCAUGGCUACAGUGGAGGUAAAGCUCGUGGGAAGAUCUACGUGGUGGACACAGAGCACCACAAGGUGGAGAAGGAGCUGGUGGCUCACUCGGACUCCGUUCAGACUUUGUGCUCAGCUGAGGACCGGUACGUUCUGAGCGGUGCAGCUGGUCAGGAUGGAAAGAUUGCCAUCUGGAAAGUGGAGUGAUGGAAAAGAAUGGACUCCUACCAGCAGACUUGCAGAUACUUCUGCGCCACAGAUAUGAAGAAAUGUAAAGGAACAUUCAGACAUGGGACGAAUCUUAUAAUGGAAGAUUCAUUGUAUCAUAAUGCACUCAGAUAACGCAUGACGAGUUCGAUAUGAAGGAUAUCAUUUAUAUUUUUACUGUAAUCUGAAGCAGUGGUUUAUAUUUAAGGGGAAAAAGGGGAAAAUUGUUCCUUACUACUUUCAGUGCUGGACUGCCAUGAUGAUAUCAGUAUUUUUGUACAAUGGGUUGCCGUAUGUCCAGCGCUUGUAGAGUCGUUUGGGCUUAUAAACUUGAGCCAUUAAGAGUCAUUUUUUUUUUUUAUGAAGACUUUAGACCCAUAAGGUGUCUGGGUUAUAAGUAAUUCCAUUUAUUCCACACUAAUAUUUGAAUGAUCCUGUUGUUUUUGCCAGGUUCUCUAUGCUGUUCAUAGCAUAGCAUUAUGUUUUACUGUCAUUAUCUUCUGUGUUUUAUACUGGAACGUUGUACACAUAUACUGUUAUUUACUGUGGUUUCCUUACUGUCACCUCCGACUUCCCAUAGGCUGACCGGGUGUUUUUACUAAAAUUAUUUCCUAUUUUAAUUUUCUAAAAUUAAAUAUUUUUCUAGCAUUAUAAAUAUAGAGAAAACGUUUUCCAGCAUCAUGUUCUGUAUAUCUUGUAAAGGUUGAUAUUUAGUAUUUCAGUAGAUGAUGCAAUACGGGUGAGUCAGUUUUUAGAAUAAAUUACUCUGCUGCACUUUGUUUUAAGGGGUUGUAUUUCCCAUUUGGGACAACUAAGGUUAAUAAAGUGGA